AUGGCGACGCCGCCCGGGCCCUCGUUGGUGCGUCAGAACUACCACCCUCAGUGUGAGGCCGCCGUCAACGACCACGUCAACCUACACUUCCACGCCGCCUACGUGUACACGUCCAUGGCCCUCUACUUCGACCAUGAAGACGGGGCCUUGAAGCACUUCAGCCAGUUCUUCCUGCAGAGGUCAAACAAGGAGAAGGAGCUCGCGGAGAAGCUGAUGCGGAUGCAGAACCUGCGCGGGGGCCGAAGCCGCCUGCGCGACAUCAGCAGUCCCGCCUGGGAAGACUGGGAGAGCGGCCUGAGGGCCCUGGAGUGCGCCUUGCACCUGGCGAAGAGGGUGAACCAGAGCCUGCUCGAUCUGCACCAGCUGGCCACCCAGAAGGGGGACGGCCACCUGUGCGGUGUCCUGGAGACGCACUACCUGCACCAACAGGUGAUGUUCAUCAAAGAGUUGGGGGACCACGUCACCAAGCUGCGCAAGAUGGGAGCCCCGGAAUCCGGCCUGGCCGAGUACCUCUUCGACAGGCUCACCCUGGGCGGCAGCAAGAACUGA
Molecule: messenger RNA, 549 nt
Organism: Pteronotus mesoamericanus
Lineage: Eukaryota; Metazoa; Chordata; Mammalia; Chiroptera; Mormoopidae
Product: ferritin heavy chain-like
Exons: 1
Coding region: 1-549 (182 amino acids)
Biological process (GO): iron ion transport; intracellular iron ion homeostasis
Cellular component (GO): cytoplasm
Molecular function (GO): ferrous iron binding; ferric iron binding
Source: RefSeq, a predicted model, not a curated record